AUGACCGAAGAACCCGACACUGCCGCUCAUCGAACAUACACUGGAAACAUCGAGCUCUCGAGCGACUCGCGGAUCCGAGAGUCGCUCGAACUUGUCAUCAAAGCGUACGCCGCUCGAUGGCUUCCUCUCGUGUGCACUUCCGGUGCCAGCGUGGCAGCGGCGCACUCCCUCGCUCGCAGAUAUUGGAGGGAAGCUCGGGCAGACAUGCUCAAGGUGCAGAACCGCACUUCUUACCGAUCAGUACUGACGCUCUACUUAUUCGGCCUGACGCCCAUACCAGUCGGCAUCUCCGAUGAGGAAGAACAUGAUGGCCUGUCGGGUCCUGUCUGUGUACAGUCAGCUCUACAGCAAGUCUACAUGCUACGAGUCAGGCAGAAAAGCCUCCAAUUCAGCGGCGCAAAAGUGUCACCAAUCGUCACCAAAGCCUUCGCUCUCCGUCCGGAUGAGGUGCAUACCAACAGCUUCAUCAACGCUGAGAACAUCGCUCACUGGGCGGCCUUGACGUUCGACACAUCAGCUUCCCUGACUCUGAGCUCAAGACCGGUACUCUGGUCUGGACUAUUCGGCUACGAACGUGACCGGUGCUGGAGUCUCGUCAAGUCUUGCACAGACCAUUUUCACAGUAUGGUUCAGAAGGACUGGCACACCGACGGCCUGGAGAUCUCAGAGUCGAAGGCGAAUAUGGUGAUAGCGGCCGCAUCAGCCUUCAAACUGUUGAUGUGGAAGCUUUCGGCUGUAUUCCGAGAGGCACUACGUGAUGGCCACGAGGAUGCGACGGUCAACAAAGUAUGCGAAGCGGUGAUUGAUGCGGUUGAUCAGUUCAAUCGCACUUAUCGGGAUCUGUUAAACUCUUGUCAAAGGAGGAUACACUUUCUGAGCCAGGAGACAAAGCUGCGAUGGUACGUACUCAUGCUCCACUACCAUCUCUCAGUACUCCUCGUCACCGACGCCGUCGAAACGCCGCAAUGGCAAUAUCUCCUUCCCAGACUCCUCCCAGCCCGGACCGAAGCCGAAAGUUCCCUCCUCACAGCAUUGGCUUUCGGGCUCGAAACGACAUACGCCAUUGCUCUGAACGACGAAGUUGGCCAGCUUGGCACGAAUUCGAGCGCAGAACGUCUCACGGUACCUCUGCUGGUCAUCGAUCCGUACCCUCACCAUGUACUGGCUGCUGUGGAGCUGAUGCGUCGUGCAAUUGACCGAGAUGUCGCGGCGGGAACUUUGACUGCCGACUCGCACCGAAGCAUACUUUCGACUUUACACCGCGCGGUACAGUCGCUCCCGGAAAGCUCGAAGUCGGUGCAGGCGGCGAAGAAAGAGGCUCUCGGGCAGAAGAAUCACAAUGCUCCGACUCGAUGA
This is a messenger RNA of Zymoseptoria tritici IPO323, 1356 nucleotides long. RefSeq lists its product as uncharacterized. The record is from RefSeq and is a predicted model, not a curated record. Bases 1 to 1356 code for a protein of 451 amino acids. The transcript has 2 exons. Lineage: Eukaryota; Fungi; Ascomycota; Dothideomycetes; Mycosphaerellales; Mycosphaerellaceae.